AUGUCAACAUUAAAUAAUUUCUUUUCAAAUUUAUCUGCUUCAACAGGUGGAGCUUCCACAGACCAUUUAAAAGUAGUAUUCACAUUACUUGCAUCAUAUCCCAUAGCAAUAAUAUACAAGUAUUUACCGUCACGUAUUCCAGCGGUUAAACACUUAUUUUCUAUAACUAUAUCAAUUAUAGUAUUAUUUUAUGUUUUCGAUUUAGCGAAGGCAUUUUAUACUAUGUUGGCAAGUUCUUUGAUUUCUUAUCUUAUAAUGUAUUAUGUAAGAGGAGCUUGGGGCCCAAAAUUGGUUUUCUUAUGUUCCUUGGGACAUUUAAGUGUGAAUCAUCUCUACCGGCAACUUAACGACAUAUCGUAUGAUAGAUAUGAUACGACAGGUCCGCAAAUGGUAUUGGUUAUUAAGUUAACUUCCUUCGCGUUCAACGUAUAUGACGGACGAAGACCAAUUAACGAAUUAACAUCAUAUCAGAGAAGUAAAGCUAUUCCAUCAAUUCCAUCAAUUCUAGAAUUUUUUGGAUAUAUAUUCUUUUUUGGUGGAUUCUUGGUUGGGCCGGCAUUUGAAUUUAUGGAUUAUCGUCGAUUCACCAAUAUGGAAAUGUUCCGUAUCGAGAAUAAUUCAACCGAACCUGAACGAAAAGAUAUCAAAAGUCAGCAAGUUAAGCUUGUAAAUCGACAUAAUAAUAAUAAUGUUAAAUAUCAUGUACCGAACGGAUUCAUUCCUGCUAUGAGUAAAUUGAGUUUUGGUAUUUUUUGGAUCCUUUGUCUGGUAACUAUUGGAAACAAAUAUCCAUUUGAUUGGACUUUAACUGAAGAAUUUAAAAAUAUCUCCUUUUUGGAUAAGUUCAAAUAUUAUAUUGUUUGGUUGGUUGCCGAAGGAGCAUGUAUUCUUUCUGGCUUAGGAUUUAAUGGAUAUGAUGAACAUGGAAAUGCAAAAUGGAAUCGUGUCUCAAAUGUCGACAUAAUCGCUUACGAAACUGCCGACAAUGUGAAAACCCUUUUGGAAGCAUGGAAUAUGAAUACGAAUAAAUGGCUCAAAAAUUACGUUUAUCUUAGAGUGACUCCACCUGGAAAGAAACCAAGUUUCGUUUCAACUUUUACUACUUUUGGAAUAAGUGCUAUUUGGCAUGGAUUUUAUCCUGGUUAUUAUUUAACUUUUAUAAGUGGAGCAUUUGUUCAAAGUAUUCAUCGAACUCUCCGUCGUCAUAUUCGACCAAUUUUCUUAACACCAAGAUUUAAAUCAUUAAAGCCACUAUAUAACUUUUUCGGUUGGUUAUUCACACAAACCAUGAUUCAUUAUAUAAUAUUACCAUUCAACAUUCUUUCAUUAAGCGAUUCUUUAAAAGUUUGGGAGUCCAUUUAUUUUUCUGGACAUUUAACAAUCGUCUUGGUUAAUUUAAUAUUUUUAUUAGGUAUUGGUAAAUCAUUUAAAAAGAUUGUUCAAAUUGGUGGCGGUAUUGAAAAUGAAGAAUUGAAGGGAAAGAAAGAUCAAAUUAAAAAAUGGAAAGUUGGUAGUAAGGAAUUUGAUGGUGAAGGAAAAGUUGCUGUGACUGAAACCGGUAUACCAUUGGAGGUUGAUAAUGGUUUGGUGGGUCUUAAGGAAGAGUGA
Molecule: messenger RNA, 1608 nt
Organism: Funneliformis caledonium
Lineage: Eukaryota; Fungi; Glomeromycota; Glomeromycetes; Glomerales; Glomeraceae
Source: the annotation of a GenBank genome assembly